Phragmites australis (common reed) is the source of this 1291-nucleotide messenger RNA. RefSeq names its product transcription factor MYBS2-like. Bases 91 to 1098 code for a protein of 335 amino acids. Gene Ontology annotation, biological process: response to auxin; response to gibberellin; response to ethylene. Gene Ontology annotation, molecular function: DNA binding. NCBI's taxonomy places the organism in Eukaryota, Viridiplantae, Streptophyta, Magnoliopsida, Poales, Poaceae. The record is from RefSeq and is a predicted model, not a curated record. The transcript is spliced from 6 exons.
CCGAUAAAUUACAGGGGCUGUCUCCAUUCGUCCCUCCGACACCUCCCAAUAAAAAGCCACCGCCCCACUCGCCGGAGCCCGGCCGCCGGGAUGCCUCAAGAUUCGCGCCCAGCCGGGAUGCGCCUCUUCGGCGUCACCAUCGCGCCGGCGCCCCAACCGGCGCAGGAGGCGGAUCCGCCGGACCGGGAUCCGAGCCCAAACCCGCCGGUGGCGGCGAGGGAGGACGUGAUGCGCAAGUGCAAGAGCAUGGGCAACCUCGCCGCCGUCGGUGCCUCCACGGACGGUGUUGGCGCCGGCGAUGGGUACCUCUCCGACGGCGGGUUGAUGCAAUCCCCCGGGAAGCGGCGGAGAGCGCAGGAGAGGAAGAAAGCUGUUCCUUGGACUGAAGAAGAGCAUAGGACAUUUCUUGCCGGGCUUGAAAAGCUAGGAAAGGGAGACUGGAGGGGUAUAGCAAAAAAUUUUGUUACUACCAGAACACCAACUCAAGUGGCGAGUCAUGCUCAGAAAUAUUUCCUCAGACAAACUAAUCCAAACAAGAAGAAGCGCAGAUCUAGUCUUUUCGAUAUGAUGCCAAGCGAUCUGUCACCAGCACUAAAUUGCCCCAUCUUACCACCAUCAAUGGCAAAAGUACAUGACAUGGUAGCUAUGACUAAGCAACUCCAGAACAGCAACUUGGAAGGAGUUUCAUCUUCGAAUACUGCUAAUAUAGCACCUCAAGUUGGAAGAGAUCUCCCCCCAGUUCCAUCUUUUAAGGCAAACAAUAUAGAUUCAAGUUUCAGCAAAUUUGACCACAUGGAGCGCUUCUAUAGAACAUCAUUUCCGUUCAGACCAGUUCCUAGAGCCCCCGAAGGGACAUCUUCAUCAACUCCUGCUACUGCCAAUAUAAUUGCUCCGGCAUCUCAAGCUAACCUGACUGCAUGUACUACCACUUUCUUCUUGAGCCCGCGAAGUGAUCCGUCAUCGUUGCCUCCUCCAAAGGCAGAUCCUCCAGCAGAGAAUAAGGAUUUGGAACUGGCUGUUGCCCCGCCCUCCCAACAGACCAUGACCAAUCUCUCUUCCCAGAAUGCGUUCAUGUGCAUGAAUGGUUCUCUGUAUUAGGUCCUGGCAGAAGGUAGAGCAUAUUAUCAGUGGAGAAAGUGACUGAAAAAGAGGAAAACAUAAUGUUUUUCCAGCCGUCGGCUUUUCUCCUGAACCUCAUGGUUUGUAUUAUGGUACAGAACAGCUUGGUAUCUGGCUGGUGUAACUGAAAGUGUUAGAUUGGAAUCUUUUGUGAAUGAGAAUUGUACUUUAA